Messenger RNA from Rotaria sp. Silwood2, 1446 nucleotides. The record is from the annotation of a GenBank genome assembly. NCBI's taxonomy places the organism in Eukaryota, Metazoa, Rotifera, Eurotatoria, Philodinida, Philodinidae.
AUGCUUUUUUCUUUUCGUUCUACUAGUUCAACAUCAUUAAAAAUCAACAAUACAAUAAAUGCAACCAAAAUUACAUCACGUUUCGAUGAUAACUCUAGUGAUGAUGAUCGUGAUUUAAUUAUGAAUGAUAAUGAUACAUCAGAUACAAUAUCUUAUUAUAGUGACAGUAGUAAUUCUACCGAAGAUGAAAAUUCUUCAAUAGAUUCAACAACAGCUUCAUCAUCAAGUGAUGAAUCAGAGCUCUCAUCUUUUGAAAAUAAUAGUGAUGAAGAUGAUGCAACAUCAUUAUCAUCACCAUUUACCGAAGAAGAACACGUAAUUAAAGAAGCAAGUGCAAAUAUUACAAUAUUACUAUCGAAAAUUCAUAUUCUCCUUAAACGUAUUCGUAAAUUAGUAUCUACAAUACUUAAAUCUAGUAUAUUAAACAGAUACGUUGACAAACAAAUCAAAUUAAAAGAAGAAGAUGUUAACAAGCAAUCAACAGAAGAACAAAAAAAAAUUCGAUUAAAAAAAUUCACGUUAGAUAUGAAAAUCAGAUGGAACAGUACGUUGGCGAUGUUAUCACGCUUUUUAUGUCAUAGUUCUAUUAUUAAUUCAUUAACACAUGAUCCAACAUCAAUAAUAGGUUUGAAAACACGGCAAUGUCGUACAUUAAGAAAACUAUCAUUUUCGUCGAUUGAUUGGACAAUUUUAAAAUCACUUGAAUAUGUUUUAUUACCUUUCGAUCAAGCAACUACAGCUUUAUCAAAUCGUCAUCGAUCAAGUUUGUCUACCAGCUAUGGUGCAAUACAUGCAAUUAAAGGUUUUUUGAAAGCAAAAGAAAACGCUCCAUUGACAUUAGAAAACAUACUCAAGAAGCACUUGUUAUCAACGUUUGACUACUAUUAUGAAAAACAUGUAACAGAUGAACAAAAUAUUGUUACAUUAGUAUCAGCAUUUCUUGAUCCAACAACUUAUCGAUAUGUCAGUAUUAAUGAUCGAAAAAAAGCUGAAGCUAUUUUACUCGAUGAAAAUUCAAUUGUUCAUUCAAAAAUAAAUUUACAAACAACAUCAUCAUCAUCAUCAUCACCGUCUUCUCAAGCAAAAAAUUCAACAUCAAACAUCAAGGAAGAAAAAGAGGAUUCAUCAAAUGCACUAUACAAUUUAUACAAAUUAUGCGGUUUAUCCUGUAAUAAAACGUCGAGUAAUUCGCAUAACUGGACUGUAAAAGAAGAGCUAUGCCAUUAUUUAUCAACAGUUAGUGAAAAUCAAACUUUUUCUGAAUAUUGGAACAACAAUAAAACUCGUUUACCUAUCUUGUCAUCUAUAGUACGUCGUUAUCAUAUAAUUUCUGCGACUUCUAUAUCAUGUGAAAGUGCUUUUAGUAUUUCAGGUUUUGUUCAGAAUAAGUAUCGAGCUUCUUUAGCACCAGAAAAAUUAAGAUAUUCUAUGAUACUACGUAAUUAG